AUAGCUGUCAGUCAAUGUUGUUUAUCGGGGGCUUAUUUUUUGUUGUUGUUUUAACACAAAAUUAAUUAGAAUAAUGUAUUAAUUGUAUAUAUAAUAAGCUAAAUAUUAAUAGCCAACAUGACUGGUCUGAAAGUUUGUCGAAUAUGUCUGUGCAAAGGCGUCAAAAUGUAUAGUUAUGAUAGUUAUUUUCUGAAGCAGUAUUAUGAAGAAGUUAUGGCUAAAAAGAUAAAUGCUGAAGAUGGUUUACCACACCACUUCUGCUACUUAUGUGCCUCAAUGCUACAUAAAAUACACAAGUUCAAAGAGAAAUGCUACACUGGUGAGAUGGCACUCAACAAACUGCUGUGCAGUGGAAAUUUAAACUUAACAAAAAUAUCACAAAUUACCAGCCAAAAUAAAACAUUUCAAUCAAACAUAGACUUAGUAAAAGUUAACAAAAGAGUUAGGACAUGUAUUGUUAAAAGCAAAACUAUGUUCGAACCAGACAGUAGUGAAGAAUCAAGCCAUUUAAAAAUACCAGAAAUUGAUAUAAUGUCUAUGGAUGUUGAUAACUCUUUAGAUGAUAGAAAUCUUGUUGAAGUUAAAAGUGAAAUAAUUGACAAUAACAUUACAAAUACAGACUCCAUUCAAAGUGAAAAGAUGAAUAUAGAAGAGAAAAUUAUGCCAAAUUUAAUAUAUGCUGUUGAUGGAGAUAUAUUCAUACCAGAAGUGGCCAAUAAUGAUGAUGAUGAUGACAGAACUACUGAUGCUGAUGAUUUUAAUCCAACAUCCAAUGUCACAAAUUGUAAUAAAGAACAAAUGAACAAAACAAUAGCCAACGAAAACAUUAAAUUGACUAAAGAAUCAUCAAAUAAUGAUAAUGAAAAACAAGAAGUAAAAAGUAGUAAAGUAAAUGGAAAAAAGCCAAAAAGUUUCGAAGUAAAAUCUUACCAGAAUCUAGAUCCAAAGCAUUGGCUGAAAAUAGUUCUAAAUGAAGAAGAGGCAUUGCAGUACUUCAAGGAUAGAGCACAGGAUCCCAAGUAUUUGAAAGCUGCCUUCAAAUGCACUCUCUGUUUAAAAGGCUUUUCAAAAGAAGAUACGAUUAAAAGACAUCAAAUAAGACAUUGUGAGUCUCUAGGGCCAAUCGAAUGUCGUUUCUGCAAGAUGCGCUUCAAAAGAAAGUGUAUGCUAACUAUACAUAUAGCAAGUCAUUACCAUAAGUACAAAUGUCUUCGUUGUGGUGUUUUAUGUCCUUUAUUCGGCACAGCAGUAUUUCACGACCAAUAUCAUAAUGGCGUUGUAAGAACCUGUAAGUUUUGCGGAGAACAAUUUCACCACUCGUCAACGUAUUACACACACUUGCGCACUUUUCACCGAAGUGAGCAUGUGUGCACUGUCUGCGGAGACUCCUUCUUGAGCGAACACGGACUUAAGAAGCACAAGAAUUUUAAACACCGUGAUACUGUUAUUGAUCCUGUAGAAGAUAAGAAUACUUACUGCGAAAAAUGUGACAUAAAGUUUGAGACGAGGACGGCUUACGAUCAACAUAAAUUCCACUCCGCCAAACAUGCUGAAGAAUUCGAGAGGCUUCAAGGUCAUAUAAAGGGACGGAGAAAAUAUAUUCGGAGAAACCAGCCGACCACUUGUAGUUCAUGCAACAAAACGUUCCCGUCUUUAAAUGCGUACAAGAGGCACUGUAAGACAGAACACAAGCAUCAGCCACGGCCGCCCCAGGAGAACGAGAGACGAAUCUGUGAGAUCUGCGGAGUUUCUAUAACCGCGUCUGGCGUGGCGAGUCAUUUGAACACUCACACGCGAGAGAUCAAAUACCCGUGUCCAACGUGCGGCAUGGAGUUCACCAUGAAAGCGAGCAUGCAACGACAUCAACUGACGCAUACAGGAGAGAAGCCAUACGGAUGCACGUUAUGCGACAAGCGCUUCACGCAGAGCAACAGUAUGAAGCUACACUACCGCACCUUCCAUCUCAAGGAGCCCUAUCCUAAGAGAAACAGAAGGAAAAACACAACUGCCAAAGACCAAGAUGAGUAUAGAGCCAACGAAGAUUCCGAUGAAGUCAUUCUAAAAGGCUAUCAUUUGAAUGUGUAGUGUGAUUUGUAACCAAAAUAAUAAACUUGUUCAAUAGUUAAUC
Helicoverpa armigera (cotton bollworm) is the source of this 2128-nucleotide messenger RNA. RefSeq names its product histone-lysine N-methyltransferase PRDM9. The transcript is spliced from 12 exons. Bases 118 to 2085 code for a protein of 655 amino acids. Lineage: Eukaryota; Metazoa; Arthropoda; Insecta; Lepidoptera; Noctuidae. Gene Ontology annotation, biological process: regulation of transcription by RNA polymerase II. The record is from RefSeq and is a predicted model, not a curated record. Gene Ontology annotation, cellular component: nucleus. Gene Ontology annotation, molecular function: DNA-binding transcription factor activity, RNA polymerase II-specific; zinc ion binding.